Molecule: messenger RNA, 585 nt
Organism: Candidula unifasciata
Lineage: Eukaryota; Metazoa; Mollusca; Gastropoda; Stylommatophora; Geomitridae
Source: the annotation of a GenBank genome assembly
AUGUUGUUUGCCGUCAUUGCUUCAGCAGUACUAGGCAGUGUACUUGGGGCUGCCAGAGAUCCAACAAAAGUCUGUCUGCCUGAUAAGUUUCAGGCAUUAAUCUUUGCAUUUCAAAAUGACAUUACUGGACUUAUUGCAUUUGACUUCCCUAAUGAAAGAAUCUCUGUCCGCACAACUAGUAAUGGCCUACGUAUUGUGUAUAAUUUAACAGAUGACACAGCACUAUCUAUAAACGAAACAGAUGGAAAAUGCAUCCAACUACCUAAAGAUCUCAAAUUGCAGACUAUUGCAACUCGCUGUUUACCAGCAAAUGCUGUCCAGCUGGGUAACGUGAGUACCUAUAUUGGUGUGGGGAGCACUCAGACUAAAUUUGAAGGAUGGGAGUUACAGUUUCCCGGUAUAGGAACAGUCACAGCUGCGGUAACAACAACCACACCAGCAAUUCCAAUCCUCAGACAAUUUGUAUCGGCAGAUGGCAAAGACAGGGAGUCGGUAUUUUUCUUUAACGUCCAGACUACCAUCGAUGACAAUAGCAUCUUUAACGUCCCAGAUGUUUGUUCACCUGCAACAGUUGUUGGUAAAUAG